GAUGACUCCGUUCAGGAGCUGGAGAGUCAGAGAGGGGGGAGUUGAAUAAGACGAAGGGGUGGACCCCCCAGGGCUUGAGCAUACACUGACACAGUGAAGGGAGACAGAGAGAGAGAACGAGGAAUAGCCAAAUAGAGAGGGAAAAAUAAAAAGGGGAUUCAUUUUUUUUCCUCUUUAUUUCUGCAUGCUUACCUUUGGAACACCGCUGCAUAAGGAUAAGGAAUUGACAGUGAGAACAUUGAGCCUGUCAGACCUGCUGGCCGUAAUUCUUUUGAUACCGCGAAGCUUGACAGUCGUGAAUGAAGAACUGAGUGACCGGGGUCAUUGUCCGUCUCCUCUCCUUCCUCCUUCUCAUCUUUUUUCCCUUCAAGCGCUCAAACUCUCGCCCUCUCCCUCUCACUGGUCGAGAGCGUGUGUGAGAGUGCGCGCGCGAGAGAGCGGGAGAGAGGGGCGGCCGGCGCUCUGCCAUGUGAGACUGAUAGAGACACACGCAGAGUGCGCCACAUCAAAGGCUGAGCCAGCCAGCGAGCCGGCGAGUCUGAGCGGGAGACCGUACUGCAGACACGACAGAAAAAAGCGGGAACAUUUUUUUGCAGGAGCUGCGUUUGCAGUCACAGAUGCCGCCGCCGCGCGCCUGAUCCACACCGUUCCUUUUUCCCGCCGACGCGUACGGACCACAAAGUAGCAGGUAGACACUCCGAGGUUUCUUAUCUUCUAGUUGGAAAAGCGGAUCGUCAGAAGACUCCAGCUCCCUCAGAGGAGAACUCCAGUCCUCCUCCUCUCAAGUGGAUUGUGAAAGUGAGACAGAGACCUCAGCUGGCCUCAUCUCCAGUUUGAGGAAGAUCUGACGUCCGAGUCGUGGAGUUCUCAAGUCGUCAUUCCAAAAGGCUCGCUCGGCACAGUGCCUGUCGCCUGUGGGCUUACACCAAGUGGGACCACGACGACCGUGCCUUUUCAGGCUUGAAGCCCAAAUUCAAGGUAGAGAGGGCUGAAGGGUAAAGACUGAGGUCUGCGAGGCUAAGGUUCCUAGCAUGGGGUGUUCUCCACCAUGAGCUUUGUGGUCCGAACAGCCACCCCUGUCGUCCGUCUGUGUGAGUUAACCGGGAUUCAGCCAUGCGUCCCGCCGGAGCAGCAUCUCCGCAGGGCUCGGGGGAAGCAGGUUGCCUCUGCCAGACCUUGGGACCCCCGCGCCUACACUGGACCCCUUGGAUGUGGUGGUUGACCCUGGGAUGUAUCAUGGGGUCCGUUUGGAGUUCCUCCCCAGUCAGGAGGUUGGAUAACUCGGUGGCGGCCGCCGGACCCCCCGGGGUCGCCACCUCGUACACUCACCCAGAGCCUCACCUGCACGGGCCAAGACACCGUGCGUCGGCGCCGAUAUCAAUCUACCGGUCACCCGCCUCCCUGAGGGGUGGUCAUGCCGGGACAACGUACAUUUUUGGGAAAGGAGGAGGGCUGAUAACAUUCAGGUGGCCGGCCAAUGAGAGACCCAGCACCAGGACGGACCGACUGACGGUGGGGUUCAGCACUUCGCUCAAGGAUGGGAUUUUGGUCAGGAUAGACAGCGCCCCCGGCUUGGGAGACUACGUCAUGCUACACAUCCAACAAGGGAAGAUCGGAGUUACGUUCAACAUCGGCACGGUGGAUAUCAGCGUGACGGAGAACAGCAUGCCUGUGAACGACGGGAAGUACCAUGUGGUCCGCUUCACGAGAAACGGGGGCAAUGCCACCUUACAGGUGGACAACUGGGCCAUCAACGAGCACUUCCCUACAGGAAACAGCGAUAAUGAACGCUACCAAAUGGCCAAUAAGAAAAUCCCUUUCAAAUACACCCGGCCUGUUGAAGAGUGGCUGCAGGAAAAAGGUCGACAGCUCACAAUAUUCAACACCCAGGCAACUGUGGCCAUCGGCGGCAGCGACCGCAGUCGGCCUUUCCAGGGCCAGCUCUCUGGCCUCUACUACAACGGCCUCAAGGUCCUCAACAUGGCUGCCGAGGGCAACCCCAACAUCAAGAUCAACGGUAGUGUGCGGUUGGUGGGCGACGUGCCCAAUGUGGCCGGGUCGGCCAGGACCACCGCCAUGCCCCCUGAGAUGUCCACCACCUUCAUAGAGACCACAACCACCAUGUCUACAACCACUACCAGGAAGCAUCGCUCCUCAUCCACCGUACAGGCGACGACGGAUGACAUUGGGACGUCAGCGGAGUGUUCAAGUGAUGACGAGGACCUGGAGGAAUGCGACUCAGGCCAUGCAGGUGGGCUAGGAGGUGAAUUAGUGUUCCCUAUACUUGUUGAGGACCCGUUAGCCCACCCCUCUGUAGCUCCCCGUACACCCUUCAUCCCCCUCCCCCCAACCCUCCGCCCACUCCUCACCAUUAAUGAGACCACCAAAGAGUCCCUGUCCAAGGCCACUGAGGCGGGGGUACCUUGCUUGUCGGACCGAGGCAGCGAUGAUUGUGAUGAUGAUGAUGAUGGCUUGGUGAUAUCAGGGUAUGGCUCUGGGGAAGCGUUUGACUCUAACCUGCCCCCUACUGAUGAUGAAGAUUUUUACACCACCUUCUCCUUGGUAACAGAUAAGACCUUGUCCACGUCGACCUUUGAAGGUGACUACAAAGCUCACGCGCCCAAGUGGGACACCAAGAACUUUAGACCUAACAAACCCUCCGCCUCCGAUCGCGGUAGGACUACCACUACUGCGGCACCGCCGCUAGCCCCCGACCAGAGCCGCACCACUGCCGCCGCCUCCACCGCAACCCUCCACCAUGUGCCCGCCGGCAAAAUGAAUAACCGCGAGCUAAAACCCCAGCCAGACCUAGUGUUGCUCCCGUUGCCCACGUCCUAUGAGGUAGACAGCACCAAGCAGAGGGGCUCACUAAUAACCUCCCCCAUGUUCCGUAAUGUACCCACAGCACUCCCCACCCAGCCGGGCGUCAGGCGAGUCCCAGGACCCUCGGAAGUGGUCCGCGAGUCUAGCAGCACCACCGGGAUGGUCGUCGGGAUAGUGGCAGCCGCCGCUCUGUGCAUCCUCAUCCUCCUGUACGCCAUGUAUAAGUACAGGAAUAGGGACGAGGGGUCCUACCAAGUGGACGAGAGCAGGAACUACAUCACCAAUUCAGCCGUGCAGAGCAACGGUGCUGUCAUGAAGGACAAACAGCAGUGCUCGAAAGGCGGCAACAAGAAACAGAAAAACAAGGAUAAGGAGUAUUACGUGUGAGUGUGAGACGUUUUUUUUUUGGCAAGAUAUAGUGAGAGAGAGAUGGGAAAAGAGCGAACAUUUAUUUCAUGGUUUCCUUAACUAGGAGCUACGACGAAAGAUGGUAUGAAAUGGAACUUGAAUCUCAUUCUGUGCUGAUUGGUCGAACUUAUGACUUGUUCUGUAAUAUAAAGCACACUUACUAUUGUAAGCAUACAGAGAAGGUAAAUAGCAAAUUUAGUGACCUUGCUCUUCUAUUUGGUCUGAGAUGUUAUCAGUGUAGAAAUACUUCACGGCUACAUCAUUAUCCUAAGUGACUUUUAGAGCUAUGUGAUCCUUGGCGUAAAAAAAAAAUAUAUAUAUAUAUCUUGUUUUCUUUUUGUAAAACUGUACAAAUGAAAACUGUCAAUAAUCUUGACCAUUUUCAGCAUGGAAGCAACAUGUAGUGCUUAACAAGAGUGGGUCAGGAUUCAGGAUCAUUGUGAAGUUGACAGAAAAUAAGGACUCUUGCCAUGAGAAUAUGACAAAUUUGUAUCGUUUAUACAUUCUAAAAAUGUGGUGUCUUAUAAUUUUUUUGCUCUACGCAAAAAAAGAAAACAACUACUCUGUGUAUCUACUGAAACCAAGUGAGAAAGUCACUGAGGACAGAUCUCUUAGGCUCUUGUAGCUCUGUCCUCUGAUCUCAACACUAAUACUCUCAUCAUGUGAUGGACAGAAUGACUCUAAAACAUUGGAUUGUGGUGAGAAGUGGUCGGUUUUUCUUGACUCGGUAAAAAGCACCUGAUUGUAAAAUGCAUGCCAUCCUAAUGCUACAGUACAGUACAGUACUGUACCGUAAAAGUACAUUAAAUGGCGUUAGCUUGAACAGUCCGAGGCCAAAAGGUUCUUCAUCAUCAGAACUAUACACCUCUUUAUUUUGUUUUCCUCAAAAAUGUCAAAGAAAAGAGUAUUCCUUACAAAAAGGUAUAUUAUUGAUUUUCAGCCAGUGCUGGUUGUAUCUUUUGCAACCUUCUGUGUGUUGGUUCAUUGCCUCUUGUUUUAUUUUCUAUGGAGCUGUCCAAAACAGGGCAGAUGCAGUACUAUAACACUGUUAACAGAUGUCUAUACAGAAAUAAAUCUAAUGUGAAAGGUGUGAACUAUAUCUGUUUUCACAGUCAACUGUAUCACACAACAAAAUUUGUUUACAUAUUUUAUUACAUACUAGCUGUUGUUCUUUGUAGGUAGAAUUGUACAUAUACCAUUACAGCUGUAAUUUUUUAGUACUUCUAUUGUACAGACUGAUCAUAUGGUUUAUCAGUGUAUUUCAUGGAGAAAAAAAAUAUAUAAAUGUUAGGUGACAUGGAGAGACUUUAAGAUGUGGAGAAUAUACACAUAUUUUGCAAAGAAAGGAGAAAAUCUAUUGUCAGGAUUGAGAUCUUAUCGUAGAUGUUUCAAAAUUUGCAUGCAUAUUUGACAAGUUGUAAGCUCUCAAUCAUAUGCCCGUGUACUAAGGCUGACUUGUGAUCAGUUUACUUAAGUGGUCUUUCUACUUUGAGGAGAACAAAGGGAAUACAUAACAAAUAUAGACUAUAAUGGAUGGGAUUACCUGUUAAGACAACCUCAUAAAACACAGUGUGAUUCUUGCAAAACUGUUAGGAACGAGUACUUAACUGUACAUUUUUUACAAAUCACCUUUGGUUCUCAUAUUUCGGCAGUCAAUCAUUUUUACAUAUCAAGUUUUUGUUUACUCAUCGUUUCAAUCCUUAAAAAACAAACACAUUUUUUUAUGA
Molecule: messenger RNA, 4958 nt
Organism: Hypomesus transpacificus
Lineage: Eukaryota; Metazoa; Chordata; Actinopteri; Osmeriformes; Osmeridae
Product: neurexin-3a-beta-like
Exons: 7
Coding region: 1114-3210 (698 amino acids)
Source: RefSeq, a predicted model, not a curated record